AAUUUAUUAAUCAUAAGUUUGUUGUCCAUUAUAAUGAUAUGAAUGAGCAGUACUUGCCGUCAGACUCGGAGUCAUCGUUGGCAUCACCAGAGGAACCAUUGGAACCGUUGUCUUCAUCUCAAGAAUUGUUAUCUCUUGUGUUAACUCGGAUCUCAUUUGGGUCUACCAUUGGAUGCAAAUAUGUGGCCAAACAUGCGAUGAGAUUAUCUGCAAAUAUAUACCAUAAUUGGAGUACAAGAAAAUUGGAGCAAAUUCUCAACUUUGAUAUACAGAAUGUGAUGUCAGUCCUAAAGUCUUUGAUUCAGCUGCGAAUCAAUUGCAAAGCGAAAGGAAAGGGCUUUUAUGAUCAUAUCUGA
Molecule: messenger RNA, 356 nt
Organism: Oppiella nova
Lineage: Eukaryota; Metazoa; Arthropoda; Arachnida; Sarcoptiformes; Oppiidae
Source: the annotation of a GenBank genome assembly